AUGGCGACGGUGUCCGCCGCAGUGUGCUACUGCAAGUAUUGUAAUAACAGGGAAGAUACAAACGAGAAAGCUAAAACGCCUCAAGAAGAGAGUUCAAACAUGUUGCUUACAGGUGAGAAAAAGACUGACAGUGCUGAUAGUUUAGAUAAGAAUCCUGAUAUUGUACCUUUAAACACGAAACUAAGUGAUACUUGUUUUAACAAAUUUUCAAACAACAGACAACAGUUCUGUCAGACCUUUAAUAUCUACAACUAA
Molecule: messenger RNA, 255 nt
Organism: Parnassius apollo (apollo)
Lineage: Eukaryota; Metazoa; Arthropoda; Insecta; Lepidoptera; Papilionidae
Source: the annotation of a GenBank genome assembly